This is a messenger RNA of Bradysia coprophila, 785 nucleotides long. RefSeq lists its product as uncharacterized. NCBI's taxonomy places the organism in Eukaryota, Metazoa, Arthropoda, Insecta, Diptera, Sciaridae. The record is from RefSeq and is a predicted model, not a curated record. Gene Ontology annotation, biological process: xylan catabolic process. Gene Ontology annotation, molecular function: hydrolase activity, hydrolyzing O-glycosyl compounds.
AUUUUUUUGGCUUGUCUCGUCCAUAUAAAGAGAUGGUGACUGUCGACGAAGAUAUCAUUCAGUUGCUUUAAAAUGUUCAACGCUUUGAUAUUUACCUUGUUGGCGGUUUCUGCCGUUCAGAGUUCACCGCUUAAUUACAAUGAUACAAUUACUCCACGUGCUUUAACUCCCAAUUCGGAGGGAUGGCACGACGGAUUCUAUUAUUCCUGGUGGUCUGAUGGUCUACCAUCUGCAACGUACACCAAUCUUGCGGGUGGUGCAUACAGUUUGACUUGGUCUGGCAAUGGUAAUCUUGUCGGCGGAAAGGGAUGGAAUCCGGGAGGAUAUCGAACCAUCAAUUAUUCCGGAACGUAUAAUCCAAAUGGUAACAGCUAUCUCGCCGUAUAUGGAUGGACUAGGAAUCCGUUGAUUGAGUACUAUAUCGUUGAAAAUUUCGGAACAUACAAUCCGUCCAGCGGCGCUACACAUAAAGGAACUGUGGAGUCUGAUGGUGGUACCUAUGACAUUUACGUCUCAACUCGAGUUCAACAACCGUCGAUCGAUGGCACUCAAACGUUUAAUCAGCACUGGUCGGUUCGACGCAACAAACGUACUGGUGGAACGGUAACUACUAACAAUCAUAUGGAUGCUUGGGGCAGACUUGGAAUGACCAUGGGAUCAUCGUACUACUACAUGAUUGUUGCUACUGAAGGUUACUAUAGCAGUGGCAAUGCUCACAUCAUUGUCUCAUAAGUUUUCCAUUGUGUCCGAAUAAGCGAUAAUGUAAAAUUUCAAUAAAAAUAAUU